Molecule: messenger RNA, 2622 nt
Organism: Colletotrichum chrysophilum
Lineage: Eukaryota; Fungi; Ascomycota; Sordariomycetes; Glomerellales; Glomerellaceae
Exons: 2
Coding region: 1-2622 (873 amino acids)
Biological process (GO): TORC2 signaling
Cellular component (GO): TORC2 complex
Source: RefSeq, a predicted model, not a curated record
AUGCAACCAGCACGACCCCCGCCCCGAGCGCCGGGCAGCUUCAGCCCUCUGCCGGGCUCGACAGCUUCCUCCUCCAGCGCACCGCCGCCGCAGCAACGUCCACGACCUCCCGCCCGCGCCGACUCCUCGAGCAGUGAAGAGAAUCUCGCUAUACACUUCGUCAAGCCACGGAGCCACGCACCGAGCGCGCCCACCGCCCCCUCCUCCGCGACGCCGAUAUAUGCCCAGUUCACUUCCCAGGCCAACUCGAGCACCGCGAGCCUGCAGAACUUCUCGCGCCCGACCGCCCAGCGAUCCGGCACCACACCCGGAGGACCAGCAGGUUCCAUAGGAGGAGGAGGGGCAAGCGAAGGCAGAAACCAUGACCUGAGCGUCAACACCCACAUCGCAUCCGCCGCCGCCCGUACCGCGAGCCCCUUGACGAAAGGCCACUCGAGGAAACAUAGCCAAACGCCCGGCCUCUUCGACUCGACACUCCCGUCCACGAGCACCUCGAACCUCUCCCAGCAAUCGAGUCCGGCCCUUUCAGCCAGCCAGAUCGCGGCACAAGCCGCCGUCUUGCAACACCAGAGCAACCAACAGAACCAGCAACAACUACAACACGCUCGACAGCGGUCGCAGACCGUACCGAACCCCAACGGCGGCGACGCCGUCGACAACGUGAGGAGGGGAAGCGGCGCGAGGGGCCCACUCAGCCCGCCUAUGCUAAGCCUGACAGAGGCCAGCGCUCCACGAGAGAGUGGUUUUGGGAACCAAGGAUACCACAACGGCCUGCUGGGUACUUCGGCCGCGACGACAGCAGCGAACGCCGCCUUUCCACGGUCGGGGCAGACAUCACCGGGUCUAUCUCAGUCUCAGCAGCAACAGCCUCAACAACAACAGCAGCACAUCGCCCACCAACAGUCACAGCAUAGCCCAGUUCACUCCGUCCAUCCUGUUCAUCCCCCGCCGCAACUCAUCCCCGAUCCGAAACCGGCGAAGCCAGAAAAGUCCAAGGUGAAGCUCUUCUCCCGCCCUGUCAAGAUCGGCACCAAGGGCGAUCCCAAGGACAAACCGCUCCCGAGCCCCAGCAAGAUCGGCAGCGCGCUCGCAUCAUUACAGCGCGGUAAUUUCAGCACCAGCAGUCUGAUCGAUACCAGCGGCCAGUCCAUCUACAAUCUCAACAACUCGUCUUCUGCAACCAUCCGCGCCGUGCCCGAAACGCCCACCAUGGAGAAGCCAGAAGGGCGAGAAAAGGAAAAGAAGCAUCACUUUCUGUCGCGGCAGAAGCACAAGCUCAAGGACGAAUUCCACCUCCCGCUGUCGUCCGCAUCGAGCAACUCGAAACCCACAGACCCCAGUGCCCCGUCGAGUUUAUACAGUUUCAACUUACCCCCUAGUCCGGCCCCGACUGCAACGUCGUUUGGCAAGGGACGUCGGGACAAAAAGACUGAAAAGGAGAGCAGCGGCCUCGGCGUCGAAUCGAGUUCUCUCCCAUCAGAAUGGCCUGGGCCAAGCAGUCUGCCAAGUCUGACGCACCAGUCGUCGUAUCUCUCGGAACCAAUUGAUGCAGGCAAGUACGGCCUCAACAGCAUGGCGCUCGAUGAUGCAUGGCCGUAUCUCAAGGCGAAGAUGCUCGUCAUCUUUGAGGGCGAAGAUUUGCGACAGCCCGUGGAAGACUUCAACAAAUUGGUGACACUGCACAUACAAUACUGCAUCCAGCGCAGAUCGCCGAAUAUUAUUCUGGAGGACCUGCGCGAACUUCUUGCGACCGGCUUUGCCUCAUUGGACCACACCCUCAGGCGCACUCAGGAAGACAAGGUCAUUCCGGCGCUGGUGGAGAUGUGGCUCAUCACCUACACCUCGAUUUUGCCAUACAUGCAGGCCGUUUUCCUCCCUUUGGAUCUCGAAUUCUCCGGCUGCGGUGUCCUCAUGAACCCGGACCAGGCCCGCGACUUUUGGGGCGGCGUCAAGGCGGCUCCGAUGUCUACCGAUGCACCGCAUGUAAGACCGGCCUCGGCCGUCUUUGACGUUCGCCGCAUCGUCCUGACCGCAUACCGCGACAUUGUCAUCCUCCCCCGGUACGAAUCACUCAAGACAAUAUUCUCCCGCCUCUCACUCGAAUUCCUGCCUUCGUCAUUUGCCUCAAUGGCACUCGCUUCUCCCCUCCCGGAUCCUGCGCUCUCGUCCAGCCCCGCCGACACCAUGAGCAUGAUGCGCCCGGGGACCGCAAUGAGUCUUGACCCGUCUGUGGCAAGCUACAACUCCAACGCGACGACCCUACUCGGCGAUGCAAGCUCCGGGGCUGGCGGACGCAGUCGUGGUCUCAGCAACGUCAGCUACGCCAGUGCUGGUAGCGAUGGGCAACUCCGGCCCUUUACCCGUGAGCAGAACGUCGAGGACUCGAAACAGGUCACGGAGAUGGUCGGUCGCAUGCUGCAAUGCAUGAGCAUUCUCGCCAGCCUCGGGGACGUCGCGGGAGACGGCAACGACGAGGGGAACAGGCGGAUGGAGGAGCUCUGCCGGCUGCUCAAGCUCAACUGGCUCGGCAGGGGGCGGACGGGUAGGAACCGCCGUGGUAUCGUCGGAGGCAGGCGGCGGGAUAUCCCCGAGUCUGUACGGGAAGGUUUGCGCGUGAUUUAG